GCGACGGGCAACUCAUGUGCGUCGCUGGAUAGUCAAGGUUGCCGUGAGUCUAGCGAUGUGUUUAUAAAGUUGUCGGAGUAAUGUACAAGCUUCUCAGAGCCUCGGUUCUGCGGUUCUACACGGGUGCAGGUGUGAAACAUCUGUCGGGGACGCGGACGGAGAAUCUGCGCAGAUGGAAACGCGCUGGGGGUCCGGCGUUAAAGGCACUUCAGGAGCCGCACACACUGCUGGAGCCGCACACACAGGAGCACUUCCUGUUCCCGGACUGGGGGAGAGAACACGAGGAAGAUGGAGAGGUGCUGGAGAGGGGCCCUCAGCCCAGGGGCCCUCAGAGAAAACACCAUGAUGAUGAUAUAGAGAUGCUGGAGCGGGGCCCUCAGCUCAGGGGCCGUCAGAGAAAACACCAUGAUGAUGAUGGAGAGAUGCUGGAGCGGGGCCCUCAGCCCAGGGGCCGUCAGAGAAAACACCAUGAUGAUGAUGGAGAGAUGCUGGAGCGGGGCCCUCAGCUCAGGGGCCCUCAGAGAAAACACCAUGAAGAUGUUCACGGAGAAGUAGAGAGAAAACACGAUGAUGGAGCAGUCAGGUCUAAGCAGCUCCGGGUCCUGGAGAGAGAGCUGGAGCUCAUGAAGGGCCCCGCGGAACCCAAACUGGAGGAACACUCUCUGAUAGACUUCCAUGAUGAAGGAUUCCCUCUGAACAAACCCAAGAAGAAGCGCCCACAGAAGGUGUUCGGCUCUCCGGAUGCACAGGUGGCCCUCAGCGAGACCCCCUGCUCUGGCUGUGGGGCCCUCCUGCACUGCACAGACCCCCAGGAGCCAGGAUACCUGCCCAGUGAGAAGUACAAGCCUCUGCUGGAGGGCGGUGGGCUGGAGCGGGCCGUGUGCCAGCGCUGCUUCCUGAUCCAGCACCAGCAGAGGGCGCUGAGCGUGCGCAUGGCUCCGGAUCAGUAUCGCGCUGUAGUGGGCUCCCUGCGACCCCUGAGCGCGCUGGUUCUGCUGAUCCUGGACCUGUUGGAUCUCCCGCACUCCAUCAUUCCAGACCUGCCGCAGCUGCUGGGACGUAACAAACGUGUGGUGGUGUUGGGGAAUAAGGUGGACCUGCUGCCGGGUGAUGCGCAGAACUACCUGCAGCGGGUGCGGCGGCAGAUGAUGGCGGACUGCGCCCGCGCCGGCAUCUCCACUGACCCCCGGGACGUCCACCUCAUCAGUGCUAAAACCGGCUACGGCAUCGAGACGCUGAUCAGCAGCUUGCAGGCACACAGGAGGCACCGGGGAGACGUGUAUCUGAUCGGGACCGCCAACGCCGGCAAAUCCACACUCUUCAACACCCUGCUGGAGUCAGACUACUGCAAAUCCACAGCUGCUGACGCCAUUCAUAGAGCCACCAUAUCACCAUGGCCUGGAACGACUCUGAAUCUGCUGAAGUUCCCCAUCCUGAACCCGACAGCUCAUCGCCUGAGCAGACGAGCAGAGAGACUCCAGCAGACGCAGCAGGACAUCAGUGCAGACGAGCUGCGCAGGAUCACACACUACAGCAGACACGGAUACCUCAUCGGUCACGUUGGCAGGACGUUCCAGGUGAAGCGGGCACACAGUAAAGAUGAGGUGGAGUUUGAUGCAGACAGUCUGAGCUUUGGAGGAGAUCUGGAUGGAGACGUUCAGAAGAGUCCGAAAGCAGACGCUGAACUCUCCUAUAAUGAGAUUAAAGACGCUCACUGGUGCUACGACACACCGGGAAUCAUCAAGGAGAACGACCUUCUGAGUGUGCUGACGGAGCAGGAGGUGAAGCUGGUGGUUCCCACAGUCGCCAUCACACCCAGAACAUUCCUGCUGAAGCCGGGGAUGGUGCUGUUUCUGGGGGGUCUCGCUCGCAUCGACUACCUGCAGGGGCAGAACUCCUGCUGGUUUACAGUGCUGGCGUCGUCUCGCGUGCCGGUUCACAUCACCAGUCUGGAUAAAGCUGACGACAUCUAUCAGAAACACGCUGGAAAAACACUGCUGGGGGUGCCAUGUGGAGGUGAGGAGCGCAUGAAAACAUUCCCACCGCUCGUUGCUCAGGACUUUGAGCUCCAGGGUCAGGAUUGCGACACCGCCAUCGCAGACAUCAAGAUCUCAUCAGCAGGCUGGAUCGCGGUGACUGCAGACGCUGGAGAUCAGCUGUUAUUGAGGGCUCGAGCUCCAGCAGCAGCAGGAGUGUGUUUGCGGACGCCGCCGUUACUGCCGCACAUCGUCCGUCUUAAAGGACAGAGAAUACACAGAUCUGCAGCGUACAAGACAAGAAAAGCACAAACACUGCUGGACACAGGACUGUCUGCCCGAGCGGCUCAGAGACUGCACAACACACACAGAAAAUGACCACUGUGACACUGCUAUACACCACACACACACACACACUCUGUUGAUGGGUUAUUCUUAUACCAGUGUCUAAAUGUGUUUAUUUAUAUGAACAAAAUGGUUGGUAACCUUCCACUGAAAAAAUAAAACUCACUGAAAUUACUUAAAAACUUUAAAAAGUCAUGAUUAAUCAAUUAUUCCUGAUAAUAAACUAUUGAAAAUCAAA
Molecule: messenger RNA, 2559 nt
Organism: Danio aesculapii
Lineage: Eukaryota; Metazoa; Chordata; Actinopteri; Cypriniformes; Danionidae
Gene: noa1
Product: nitric oxide associated 1
Exons: 7
Coding region: 81-2354 (757 amino acids)
Molecular function (GO): GTP binding
Source: RefSeq, a predicted model, not a curated record